This is a messenger RNA of Nicrophorus vespilloides, 4909 nucleotides long. RefSeq names its product vascular endothelial growth factor receptor 1 (gene Pvr). The transcript has 23 exons. NCBI's taxonomy places the organism in Eukaryota, Metazoa, Arthropoda, Insecta, Coleoptera, Silphidae. The record is from RefSeq and is a predicted model, not a curated record. Gene Ontology annotation, molecular function: ATP binding; transmembrane receptor protein tyrosine kinase activity. The coding region runs from base 274 to 4626 and encodes 1450 amino acids. Gene Ontology annotation, cellular component: signaling receptor complex. Gene Ontology annotation, biological process: multicellular organism development; cell surface receptor protein tyrosine kinase signaling pathway; protein phosphorylation.
GACUCAGUACUGCGUUGUCGCUCGGUGGCUAUAACAGAUAGUGAGUGAAAAAAAGAGCGAAAAAUACAAAGUUACGCCCACUUCCCUAUUGUAUUGGAAAGCACACAUUCUGAGCUACGCUACCUCCUUCCUUCCUUUUUUCUCGCUCGCUCUUCGGGACUUCCAGUAUUAGUUGAUCAGUCGUCAGAACAGAUUGUCGCGCGUUUCCAACGAUGCUUUGCUAAAGACGCGAAAGCAAGCAAUAAACAAGAAAAAUAAAACCCUGCAAUUACAAUGGAUAAGUUCUACAGGUUAUUCUGCUGCCUCCUGUACUUUGGAUUCUUAUUUACCGGUUUGGAUGCCACAAAACCGAAGAUCUACAUUGACAACAAAGUGCACGACUACCUGGAGCACGUCAUCGCCUCAAACGGAAACUUCACUGUAAUCUGCGAAGGCACGGAACCCAUCAACUGGGUGUUCAAUGAAACGUCAACCAGUUCCACUAAGCGAAUCGAGUCGAACAGAAUCGACAAGAAGGAGUUCAAAUAUUCGUCUACGCUUUAUCUGGAGAAUGCAAACUACAGAGACACCGGUUUCUUCAACUGCAAAGCCACCGACGCCGAAGACGGCGAUAGAAAUAGAACCGCAGAGCUUUACCUCUACGUAGAAGAUCCGGAGCAUUUGGCUGUGCUGGAUGAAGAUUACAACACACUCCACACGCAUUACAACAGCGAGAUGAUAAUUCCUUGCAGACCGACGUCACCGAAUGUGAAGGUUGUUCUCUACAAGAACGAAGAAACGGAGGAAGAGGGUUACUAUUGGGGAAAGGUUCAUCUCGGUCAGAGGCUGAAUGACAGUACGGUCGUCCAGUUUACGCCGACCAUCGGCUUUAUCAUCACCCCGUACGAUGCGGGGAAUCAGAUGGGAGGACCAGAGGAUCAAAAUAGUCAAAUCUAUGUAUGCCAAUUCAGCAGAGACGACGAUCUGAGCAACGCACCGCAAAACGUCCAUUACAUUAUCAUUGUCGAGCCCAAGGCGACGUUCAUAGAUAGACCGGAAAUCGAGGACACGAGCAACGGACACACGAUCGUCGGAAGCACCAUGCACCUCCGCUGCCAUCUGAACAGUAUAGUUCAGUUCUCAAUGAAAUGGGUUUUACCCAACAACAGAGACGAUCAUCGUUUCGUUUAUGGCAAUAUCACCAGCGUCUCACAAAGUUCCCAUUACAAAGAUCUCUGGAUUCGCAACGUCACCAAAGAAGACCAGGGCAAUUACCAGUGUUUGGUCAACGAUUACACCAACAAUAACAACCAAACUCAUUUCGUCAAAGUCUACGAUGUUAAUGAGCAUUUCAUAAAUUUAACUGAAGAGAACAAUCUGUAUUCGAUAUCGGCGAGUGCCGGAGAACCUAGCGUCCAAUGGAGCAUCGACGUCGAUACGCAUCCCGUUGAGAACUUCACCAUGUACUGGUUGAACAACAAAAACGAAUUCAUCGAGAUGAUCGAAAUGGACGAGAUGAGCACGAAAUCUCAAAAAUACACGACAAAACGCACCAAAACGGAGGUUGUUCUCAAGAUCAACAGAAUCAGCAUUACUGACUUUGGAAAUUACACUUUGGUGGCGAAGAACGCCUACGAAGAGGAAAGACUCAACCUGUUUCUCAACAUCACCGAUAAACCCACCCUUCACAUAGAAAGCUCCCCGUUCCAUUUCAUCGGUCAGAAGAGUUACCUGAAUUGCGUUGUAGCCGCAUAUCCGAAACCGAUAGUUCGAUGGGCAUACAAAGACUGCUUAACAGAUCAAUGCAAAUUUAAUCCAAUCAAAGAGUUUUCGAGCGAGACGAACGGUCUUCAAAUCGUUUCCAAAUUGCAGCUGCUAGCCAGAAAUUCUGGGCUCGUACGGUGCAUGGCAGAAAAUACUUUGGGAACGGAUGAAUCCGAAAUCGGGUAUUACGUAACAGAUAUUAAAAAUGGUUUCGAUAUGUGGACUUCGGAGAACGUAAUCCAUGAAGAUCGUAUGGACAAGGUGGCCGUAGGUGAUCAAGUGGUUCUCAAUUGCGGUGCUUCCGUUUACAAUUACAGCAAAAACAUCAUCUGGUACAAAGACAAUGAGCGUUUGGAACACGGCGAUGAAUUCGUAGUGGAACAAAGCUUCACGGACUUUUCAUACAAGUCGAAGCUUACCAUGAAAAAUGUGACGUACAACGAAAGCGGAGAUUACACAUGCAAAGUCGUCAAUCAAGCGAUCACCAAUGAGCUGAAUGUUACUCUGAAAGUGUUAGAUCCUCAACGUCCCAUCAUCUUCAAGAGCAACCUAAAAGAUCUGUCGAUGGAUCUACCUGACUCCAUAAAGAUGGAAUGUUUCUUCAAAGGAAUUCCUGCAGCUUCAAUUGCUUGGUUCAAGGAUGACAAAAUGAUCAAAGAAGACAACAGGACGUUUUUCAACAACAACAAUCAGGUGAUGUUGUUCAAAAGAACCGUCGAAUUGGACGAAGGAGUUUACAGGUGUCAGGUGCGAAAUCGAAUUGGCGGAGUCUACAGAGCGAUGAGACUGACAUUCAAUAAUAAAUCAUCGCCGUACGUCAAAUACGUCAGCGGAGUGGCUGGUUUUCUGCUGUUCUUGCUGAUCGUGUGCAUUGCAUUCCUUAUAAUAAAAUGCCGCAAGGAAAAGAAAUUGCGUGAUGAACUGCGGAAGGCCGGUCUUGAGAAUUUCGAAGAGGGAAUGAUGGAGAACAUCAACUCUGAGCUGGAUUUGGGAGAGCAGGCCGAAUUGCUGCCGUACGAUAGGAAAUGGGAGUUCCCGAGGGAGAAGAUCAAGUUGGGAAAGCAGUUGGGAUCCGGAGCUUUCGGGGUGGUGAUGAAAGCCGAAGCGGAGGGAAUCGUCGAAAAUGAGGAUAAGAGCACCGUCGCCGUGAAGAUGGUGAAGAGGAACACGGAUUUCAUGUACACGCGAGCCCUCGUAUCGGAGCUCAAGAUCAUGGUGCAUCUGGGGAAGCAUCUGAACGUCGUCAAUCUGUUGGGUGCAUGCACUAAAAAUAUUGCAAAACGUGAGCUUCUGGUAAUCGUCGAGUUCUGCCGUUACGGAAACCUACAUAACUACCUCAUUCGACACAGGGAGAACUUCAUAGAUCAGAUAGAUCCUAAGACCGAGAAGAUCAACUUCUGCAUAGACGAAUUACGCUCGUGCUCGUUCUCGAGCAACCGCAGUAAUUCCACCUCCUCGAAAGCUAAUCUUAAAUAUCUUGCAUUGUCGUUUCCAAAAAAUAACAGUGGCGGAAACUCUGAUGGUAGUGGAGGAGGAGGAGUAGGAGGUAUGAUGGGAGCAGGAGGAGGACACGUGAAUGGGAUGAUGGCUGAUUACAGAAGCAUCAAUACGGGACAAACUGAUACCACUUUGGUAACGAUGACACCGAAUGGUGUAGGAGAAGUAGGACAAGACGAUUUGAUGACUUUGAGCAACAAUAGCAGUAUACAACCUCAAUGGAGGUCGAAUUACAGGGGCGAUUAUAAGGGUAACGUGCAGCCUAUUUGCACUAAAGAUCUCCUAACUUGGGCCUUCCAAGUCAGCAGAGCCAUGGAGUAUUUAUCAUCUAGGAAAGUACUGCAUGGUGAUCUCGCAGCGAGGAACAUUCUGCUGGCCGAUAAUAACAUAGUGAAAAUAUGCGAUUUUGGUCUGGCCAAGAGUAUGUACAAGAACGAAAAUUAUAAGAAGAAAGGAGACGGUCUGAUGCCCAUCAAGUGGAUGGCCAUCGAGUCCAUCGGCGACAGGAUAUUUUCAAUGCAAUCGGACGUGUGGUCCUUCGGCAUUGUCCUAUGGGAGUUUUUCUCCUUAGCGAAAACACCAUAUCCCGGAAUGGAGGCAAACGAGAGGCUGUAUCAGCAUCUGAAGAACGGCUACAGGAUGGAUAAACCUCACUACGCCACCAAAGAAAUAUAUCGAAUGAUGAUGGAUUGCUGGGAGGCAAAUCCGUUGAACCGGCCAUCCUUCACCACUCUGGCCCAGCGCAUCGGAUUCAUGCUCGAGGAGAACGUCAGACAAUUUUACAUCGAUUUGAACGAUCCGUACCUACAGAUUAACACGAUGCGAUUGGGUGGCGACGAGAGCGAUUACUUAGCGAUGUUCAGUCCACCAGACUUUGAGAAUUUGUCUUCGCCGCAGUCGUACAUAAACGAGGAGGAUGCGCAGAGCCAUCCGAACGGAUACAUGUGCAUGAAGCAGGGAACUAUAUUCAGUCCGCGCGCGAUGUCCCCAUCUUCGGAGACGGCGUUUCCGUUCGAACUGGAGUCGUCGCGAUCGAAGAAAAACUCCGAGUCGGAGGAAGGCGGGGUGUGCGGUCGGGAGACGGUUGUUGAGAUGGUGCCGAUGCUAGAACGGUCCGAACACAAUCGCGAUCCAUCCGACUGUACGACGGCAAGCAGCACCAGCUUUUCGAAUCCGAGUUAUCACGCACUUCCCGUGUUAGCGCCUUCAUCGCCACCACCUUCCAGUCACAUCUCAGGUGAAGAUAUCCUGCAGGCUGAAAAUAAUUACGUGAACAUGCCGAAGAACAAAAGCGUCUACCUGAACAACAACAAAUUGCAGGAAAUGGUAGACACGGGGACACCGUACGUGAACAACACGACGCGCGAUUGGGAACGCGUUGGAUGAACCGAAGGAUCUCUUUUCCCACUGUUAUGUAAAUAAGCAUGCUAGUCUUUUCAUACAAAAAUAAAAACAUUUAGAUCUAAGUGAAUGAGAAAGUUACCGCACGAACUUGUACAAGUGCAACGCAAACUGAUUAGAGAAGAUAGGACAUUUUUUACUUUCUUUUCACAAAAGCAAUAAUUGACAAAUUGCGAGAAAUACAAACUCUUAUUUUUGCUUACUUUGUUAUGAAUAUACCAAUGCAAUUAAGUAAUUUAAUGUUUCUUUUAUUAUAUAUUAUAUACAU